UCUAUGUAGCAGGCCCUUCAUAUCAUGGUAACGAACGCUGUUUGAGCAUUUGGACAUCAUCGAUACCUUCUAACCACGCUGAGCAGUGCACAAUGAAUCUCCUCUCCAUUCUCUACGCUUGUAUCUUCUUUAUUGGCAGCUCAGUGGCCCAAGUCAACCUUCUGGACCAACUUCCGGCAUGCGCGGUAUGAUGUUCAACAGUUCCGGGUUGGUCAAUUCACUGAACUUCAAUUUUUAGGUUCAAUGUUUCGAACAAACUGCCCCGUUAUCACUAUGUGCUCCGAGCAACAUUUCUUGCUUGUGUGAGGAUAAACAGUUUAUGGAAGCCGCUGCGGGCUGUCAAGCUCAGGGUUGUACUGUCAAAGAGACGCUGACAUCCACCAGAGCCACAAUGGCUGCGUGUGGUGUUAAGCCGAGAGAUCAAUCCGAUAUCGUCAUCGCAAUUCCGGCGUCAUUUGGUAGCGUGGCAAUCCUAAUGAUUCUCGUCCGACUUGUCGACCGCCUUUGGGUUCGCAAGAUAUCACUGGGGUGGGACGAUCAUCUUGUUGUGAUAGCCAUGAUUCUCGCGUUGCCUUUGAAUGGACUCUGCUUUCCCAUGGCCCGUGGUCUGGGUAAAGAAUUAUGGGCGAUAGAAUUUGGUACGCUCCGCAAGACGUUUCAGUACCUCCUCUUCGCCGAGAUAUUCUAUGUGUCUUCCGAGAUGUUCGUUCAGUUAUCCUUUUUGGCCUUCUACCUUCGCGUUUUCAAGAUCCCGGUGUACCGGAAAGUGACCUACGGGCUAAUGGUGCUGGUGAUAUGUUUCGGUGUCACCAAUACCUUUGCUAUGAUAUUUCAGUGCACUCCGAUCUCGUUCUUUUGGGAAAGCUGGGCAGCGGAGACAACAGGAACGUGUAUCGACAUCAAUAUCUAUGCUUGGUUUCGCUCUGGCACCGAAAUCGGUAUUGAUGUCGCUAUUUUAUCGGUACCUAUUCCACAAUUGCUCGAGUUGCAGAUGAGUUGGAAGAAAAAGAUCCAGGUCCUUAGCGUCUUCAGCGUUGGUUUCCUUAUCACACUUGUUAGUAUCUUGCGGCUACAAGCACUUAUCCAAUUCUCCAAAACCACCAAUCCUACCUACGACAAUGCGCCAGCUAUAUAUUGGAGCAUCCUCGAGACCGAUAUGUUCAUCAUCUGUGCUAACAUGCCUGCGAUGCGUAGUUUCCUCAGUGCCGUCCGGCCGAGCUGGUUCAGUAGUACGGAAAAUAGUAACCCUCCUAGAUCAACAGGAUACCUGAGCCACGAUAAACUCGGAUCUCAUGGGCAAUAUCGGCGCCAGCCAUCCGACGGACAUCAAUCGGAUGUCGAGUUGGUGGGAUCGCUGUCAGAGGGCAACACCAGCAAGGUUUAUGUGUAGGUGAGGGUGAAAUGAUCCAAAGAGACUGUUGGGGCGGCUUUCAGGUGUAUCGGAGCGCUGUUCUACUUCAUUAAGUUCAAAAAGUGUGCAUCUCACGACAUAUUAUUGAAAAUAGAAUGUACGGUGAUCUGGAUCAC
Messenger RNA from Eremomyces bilateralis CBS 781.70, 1527 nucleotides. RefSeq lists its product as uncharacterized. Lineage: Eukaryota; Fungi; Ascomycota; Dothideomycetes; Eremomycetales; Eremomycetaceae. The coding region runs from base 320 to 1390 and encodes 356 amino acids. The record is from RefSeq and is a predicted model, not a curated record. The transcript has 7 exons.